Messenger RNA from Striga hermonthica, 543 nucleotides. NCBI's taxonomy places the organism in Eukaryota, Viridiplantae, Streptophyta, Magnoliopsida, Lamiales, Orobanchaceae. The record is from the annotation of a GenBank genome assembly.
AUGGGGUGGGUCGGAGAGCAGAUCGAUUCCAUCAAAUCCAUGAACUUCAGACAAGCUCUCACUCAAGCCAUCAGCCUUGGUAUGAUCGUUACAUCAGCACUUAUAAUAUGGAAAGGAUUAAUGUGUAUCACUGGUAGUGAAUCGCCUGUAGUUGUUGUGCUUUCUGGAAGUAUGGAGCCUGGUUUUAAAAGGGGUGACAUCUUGUUCUUGCACAUGAAUAAGGACCCUAUUCGCGCCGGAGAAAUUGUUGUGUUCAACGUUGAUGGACGUGAAAUUCCUAUUGUCCACCGUGUUAUAAAGGUUCAUGAGCGCCAAGAAAGCGGGGAUGUUGAUGUCCUGACAAAAGGGGAUAAUAAUUUUGGGGACGACAGACUUCUGUAUGCUAACGGCCAGCUCUGGCUGCAUAGACACCAUAUUAUGGGGCGAGCUGUUGGAUUCUUGCCAUACGUAGGUUGGGUGACAAUUAUCAUGACUGAAAAGCCUAUCAUCAAGUAUAUACUGAUUGGAGCUUUGGGAUUGCUGGUGAUUACAUCAAAAGAAUAG